AAGGAUUUUUGACUCUUUUUGAGUUCAAACGAAGUGAAGUGAAUACUGAUAUUUUCAGAUUUCCCGAUUCCCGAAAACGUGUAAGCCUUCCGUACAAAAGUAAAUUGUUCAUAUAAAACUUGAGCAAAUUUCUAUUUAUUUGAAAUGGCUGUUAUCCAUAAAAAGAAGUUACCAAAGCCUGGUCUGAAAGGGAAAGGCAAAAAAAAGAAAUUGCAGCCCAAAAAGUUCACAAUUGAUACCAGUCAUCCUGUGGAAGAUGGUAUUAUGGUCGCCACCGAUUUCGAAAAAUUCUUGCACGAGAGAAUAAAAGUCAAUGGCAAGACCAACAAUUUGGGUAAUGCAGUUCAAAUUGAAAGAAGCAAGUCGAAAAUAGCAGUAACAGCAGACUGCAGAUUUUCUAAAAGGUACAUUAAAUAUCUGACUAAGAAAUAUUUGAAGAAACACAAUCUGAGAGACUGGUUGAGAGUUGUUGCCAAUGGAAAGGAAUCAUAUGAACUUCGCUAUUUCCAGAUCAAUAAUGACGAAGAAGAAGAUGAGGAAGAAAAUGAAUAAAAAUAAAAUAUUACUUUGAAAUAUAA
This is a messenger RNA of Parasteatoda tepidariorum (common house spider), 578 nucleotides long. RefSeq names its product large ribosomal subunit protein eL22. NCBI's taxonomy places the organism in Eukaryota, Metazoa, Arthropoda, Arachnida, Araneae, Theridiidae. The record is from RefSeq and is a predicted model, not a curated record. Gene Ontology annotation, biological process: cytoplasmic translation. Gene Ontology annotation, molecular function: RNA binding; structural constituent of ribosome. Gene Ontology annotation, cellular component: ribosome.